Xyrichtys novacula (pearly razorfish) is the source of this 315-nucleotide messenger RNA. The record is from the annotation of a GenBank genome assembly. Lineage: Eukaryota; Metazoa; Chordata; Actinopteri; Labriformes; Labridae.
AUGCAGAUCUCCCGUUUCAUAUCAGAGGACCAGGAGAACUACUCAACUUCCUUUUCCGAUAAGACAUCCCAAAACAACAUCCACGGAGUCUCACAUAAUCAGGCAGAAGAGAGCAGCUCUGUUUCAUCAAAAUUUAGCAGGUCCAUCCACCCCACCCCGACCCCCAACACCCGUCCAAACAGCACUUCCAAAGCAGUGUGGUUGUUGGUACAGGACGGAAGGAGGAGAGGGAAACGCAAGACGCAGAGGCAAUGCAGUGAAGCCCGGCUGAACUCCACAGUUAGGCCACGAAAAAGGAAGCGAGGAGACGGCUAG